AUGGGACGUCGGAGUAAACGUACACAAAAUAAAAAAGAAGCGAUACAAAUAUCACGCGAAAACAUUGUUCUUUAUUUGCAAGAACUUGAAAAGGAUAAAUUGAGAAAACAAUUAAGCCGUGCGUCUGAUGAUAUUGUUGCUACAAAUCAAAGAAAAUUGUUAAAUUUAAAAAGUACACUAAAACGAUUGAAAGACCCAGUUUUAAAGAAAGUUAAUCUGAUCGCCAGUCGUAAGAGCAUGUUGAAACGAUUGCAAGAUCCUGAUGUAAAAAAAGCUAACCAGAUCGCCAGUCGUAAGAACAGGUCGAAGCGACUGCAAGAUCCAGAUUUUAAAAUAGCCAACCAGAUCGCCAGUCGUAAGAGCAUGUUGAAACGACUGCAAGAUCCGGAUGUUAAAAAAGCCAAUCUGAUCGCCAGUCGUAAGAGCAUGUUGAAACGAAAGAUUUUCAAAAAAACAUAUCAAAUUCAAAAUGUUCGAAACAUGAGAAAGCGAAGAUUACCAUCAGAUAGUAGCCUAUGUCAAAAUGUAUCUACUAAAAAUAAAACACCAAAUUCAAUAUCUUAUAAAAAACGAGAACGGCAAAAAUUAAAUGAAACCAGGCAGAAGGAAGAUGUUUUGAUAUCUGAAUAUAUUUUGAAAAGGUCUCAAGGUUUAUCAGAAAAAUGUUAUUCGUGUCAUAGAUUACGUUUCCCAUCCAGUGUCAAUAAAUGCAACUCUGAUAUCUUCAGUCGAUUGGGGAUGUCAAUUCCAAGUGAUGCCAAGAAUACUGUGACGAUAUGUUCCAGUUGUCUUCCGCAUAUAAAAAAAUCCAAAGUUCCUCCGUUGUACAUAAGAAAUGGUUAUGAGUUAAACAGUGUUCCGUCUUCAGUUACGCAAUUAAAUCAAAUAGAAAAACAAAUGGUUUCCCUUAAAUUACCGUUUAUGAAAAUAUUCAAAUGUCUUCGCAGUGAUGGACAGCUAAAAAUUAAAGGUAACGUUAUCAAUGUUCCAAUAGAUCUGACUAAGACUACAUCUAUUUUGCCAAGGCGUGCUGAAAAUUUAGCUGCAGUUAAGAUGAUGAAGGUAAAAUUAAAAAGAAAAUCGUGCUUUAAACAGCAUUAUCUUUAUCAAAAUGUCAGACCAUCAUUAGUAGUAUCAGCAUUGAAUGAUUUGAUUAAAAAACCUCUAUAUAAAGAUGCUGUAAUAGACAAAGAUUGGCUGGCGCAUGUGUCAGAAACAACAAAAAGUUUAGAAAACAGCUCGGAUCACGAAAGUGAAGAAACAGAUGAUGAAGACACAAAUAUUGAACCAAUCAAUCCGGGAUCAAUGGACACGAUGAUUGAAAACUGUGAUUUUGUUUCUUUUGCACCAGGCGAAGGCAUGAAACCGUUAUCAAUUCUUAUUGAUGACCAUGCAGAGGAAAAAGCUUUUCCUGAUUUAUUUGGUGGGCAUCCACGUACAAAUAAAUCACCUUCAAAAAAUUACUCAAAAGUAGUAAGGUCUGAUCUGCUGAACGUAGAUCGAAGGUUUGCAUCGGACUCAUCUAACUUGUUUUUUAAAUGCAAAGUAUUAGUUCAAAAACUCAUUGCAAGCAAUGUGCAAAUUGUUUUACGAAAAAACAAAAAAGGUAACACAACUGCGAAUGACGUAGCAAAUCCAGUUGUUCUAAACAAAAUGAUAGAUAACGAUCAAGGAUACCGAAUGUUACACAACGUACAAAAUUCACCUUCAUAUCUUGCAGCGAUGAGAAAAAAUGUUUUUGCCAUGGUGCGUCAAGAAGGUCAACCGACAUUAUUCUUAACAUUUAGCCCUAGUGAAUCAACUUGGACUGAUUUGUUAAAGAUUUUGUAUAAACAGCGUUACUCCAAAACGUUGUCUGAUGAUACUGUCCUAACUUAUGCACAAAAAUCAGAUUUAAUUCGACAAGACCCAGUUGUUUGUGCUACUUAUUUUGAUCAUAGGUUUAGAGCACUUUUUAAAUUGAUUAAGUCCAAAAAUGUUAUUUUCAAAGAACACAGUGUGAAACAUUUCUUUUAUCGUGUCGAAUAUCAACAUAGGGGCAGUCCACAUGUACACAUGUUAUUGGGGUUAGACAAUACACCUAUUUUUGACCCAGCUAAACCAGAAACUUUUGGUGCAUGUGUAACACUUAUCAACAAAUACAUUACGUGUAUGGUAGACGAUGGCAGUCCGGCCCAUGAGUAUUUGCAUAAAAAUACUCAUAGUCAUACACACACUUGUUACAGAACUGACAAAGACAAACAAAUGAAAAAGUGUCGCUUCAACAUACCAUAUCCGCCAAUGAAUGAAACCUGUAUAUUGACUCCGCUAACAGAAGACAUAAGUAAUCCGAUCACAAGAAAAAUUCGUAUACUACAAUAUGAAAAACUUCUGCAAUACCUCAGGGACUUCAAGGACGGUGAUUCAUCUUCAGAUCCAUCAUUAGAAGACAUUUUACAACAAUUGUCAAUUAAAGGUGUUAAUGAAUAUAAAUCCAUUAUUCGAACUGUUAUCAGACGGCCAACAGUUUUUCUAAAACGUACCAUAAAACAACGAAUGGUUUCUGGAUUCAAUGAAAAAUUAUUUCCGUUAUGGCAAUCUAACAUGGAUAUACAGUUCAUAUUGGACGUUUAUUCUUGUGUUAGAUAUGUAAUCGAGUAUAUUGGAAAAAGCCAACGUGGAAUAUCAAAACUAAUGAGAGACAUUGUCGAAAAUCUUAAGUCUUCUACUGAUUUAUCGGUUAAAGAACAACUGAAAAAGAUAGCGUCAACUUUUUUAGGGAGUCAGGAAAUCUCUGCACAGGAAGCAGUGUACACUUGCUUAGGUAUGAAGCAAUGCAAUACUUCAACUGGGUAUAUAUUUAUAAACACUAGCCAUCCUGAUAAAAGAACUCGAAUGUUGAAACCAAUGGCAGUUAGAGGAGAAAUGGAUCCAAAAUCUAAUGACAUUUUUUUUUACGGUCUCAAUGAAUACUAUUCAUGUAGACCACACAGUCUUGAAGAUGUAACUUUAGCAGAAUUUGGCUCCAAUUAUGAAGUCCGCGGUAAAAAAAAAACCGGCUAA
Molecule: messenger RNA, 3042 nt
Organism: Aphis gossypii (cotton aphid)
Lineage: Eukaryota; Metazoa; Arthropoda; Insecta; Hemiptera; Aphididae
Exons: 1
Coding region: 1-3042 (1013 amino acids)
Source: RefSeq, a predicted model, not a curated record